CCUGGCGGCUCAGGCCUGCGGGCUGGGAACGAGCCCGCCCCCCGGUGCGCGCAGGCGCGCCGCUCUCGCUCCCACCGCAGCCUGGCGGGCGCCGGCAGCCAACAGCUGGCCUUGCAGGCCUCUCGGGAUGGAGGGGCACACUGAAAUGGACAUGCUAAGGACACUGAAGGGGACUUCCACUGGGGAGGUCAGCGUGCAUCUGGUGGCCAGAGACAGCCCAGGUUCGGGUCCUCACCUGCCCGCAACUGCCUUUAUCAUUCCCACCAGCGCAGCCACUCUCGGGCUGCCCAGCAGUGUCCUGGAUGUGUCCUUCCCCCAGGAGCCAAUCCAUGUGGGCGCCCUGGGGCGGGUGGCUGGCAGCGAACCAGCCACUGUUCUGCCGCAGCUUACAGCUGGACUGGGGACCAAUAGCACCAACACAGUGCGGCUUCUAGAGUGGACACAGGUGUCAGCAGCGCCACCAUCUGGGAGUGGCCUACGGGUGGGUGAAGAACUGGCACCGAUGUCACAGUCCUCAGGCUUUUCCGCAUCCCAGUUCCGGAUAAGCGAGUAUGCGCCUCUGAACAUGGUGGGAGUCGAGCGACCACCAAGCCCCGAGCGGAGGCAGGAAGGCCUGGUCAGACAUGAAGGUGGUCGGGCCAGAGGCGAUGUGGGCACCCAGCACCCGGAAGACAUCCCCCAGGAACCCCCAGCAGUGCCCUCCCAGGACCGGCCAGGGGACGAUACUGCCUGCCGGUGCCAGGCCUGUGGGCCUCGACAAGGCACUGGUCCAGAUCUUGGUUCCCCGGCUACCCGCUGCCCUCAGCUGUUCCAGGAGCGGUCGGUAAUAGUGGAGAACUCAGGCUGCACCGCGAUCGCCUCUGAUCUGCUCAAACCUAUGAAGAAGAGGAAACAUAGGGAGUACCAGAGCCCAUCGGAGGAGUCUGAGCCUGAAGUCAUGAAGCAAGAAGAAGGAAAAGAUCCCACAGGACAACCUGCCGUUGGCACCCCGGAGAGUGAAGAGUGGAACGGCAGCCUGCCUGUGUCAGGUGAGAAGAAGGAGAGCUGGUCCUGGGAGUCCUACCUGGAGGAGCAGAAAGCCGUCACUGCCCCAGUCAGCCUCUUCCAGGACUCCCAGGCAGUCACCCACAAGAAUGGCUUCAAACUGGGCAUGAAGCUGGAAGGCAUUGACCCUCAACACCCAUCCAUGUACUUCAUCCUCACCGUGGCCGAGGUAUGUGGUUACCGCCUGCGCCUGCAUUUUGAUGGGUACUCUGAGUGCCACGACUUCUGGAUCAAUGCCAAUUCCCCUGACAUUCACCCUGCUGGCUGGUUUGAAAAGACUGGACACAAAUUGCAGCCCCCCAAAGGUUACAAGGAGGAGGAGUUCAGCUGGAGCCAGUACCUGUGCAGCACAAGAGCCCAGGCGGCCCCCAAGAACCUGUUUGUGAGCCAGAGCCACAGUCCCCCACCCCUGGGCUUCCAGGUGGGCAUGAAGCUGGAGGCAGUGGACCGCAUGAACCCAUCCCUUGUCUGCGUGGCCAGUGUGACUGAUGUGGUGGACAGCCGCUUCCUGGUGCACUUUGACAACUGGGAUGAUACUUAUGACUACUGGUGUGAUCCCAGCAGCCCCUACAUCCACCCAGUGGGCUGGUGCCGGAAACAUGGAAAGCCCCUCACCCCCCCACAAGACUACCCAGACCCUGAUAGUUUCUGCUGGGAGAAAUAUCUAGAAGAAACCGGAACCUCAGCUGUGCCUGCUUGGGCCUUCAAAGUGCGGCCCCCUCACAGCUUCCUGGUCAACAUGAAGCUGGAGGCUGUGGACCGCCGGAACCCAGCCCUGAUUCGAGUAGCCAGCGUGGAAGAUGUGGAGGACCAUCGGAUAAAGCUCCACUUUGAUGGCUGGAGUCACAACUAUGACUUCUGGAUUGAUGCUGACCACCCAGACAUCCACCCUGCAGGCUGGUGCUCCAAGACAGGCCAUCCCCUGGAGCCUCCUCUCCGGACCAGAGAGCCCAGUGCUGUCUCCCCAGGGGGCUGCCCCCCUCUCAGCUACAGGAGCCUGCCCCACACAAGGACCUCCAAAUACAGCUUUCACCACCGGAAGUGCCCCACUCCUGGCUGUGACGGCUCUGGUCACGUCACAGGCAAGUUUACAGCACACCAUUGCCUUUCUGGCUGCCCGCUGGCUGAGAGGAACCAGAGCCGGCUGAAAGCAGAGCUGUCUGAUUCAGAAGCUUCAGCCAAGAAGAAGAAUCUGUCAAACUUGUCCCCAAGGAAGAAGCCUCGCCAUCAUGGCCGGAUUGGACGCCCUCCAAAGUAUCGCAAGAUUCCACAGGAAGAUUUCCAAACCCUCCCUCCUGAUGUGGUGCACCAGUCCCUUUUCAUGUCUGCCUUGUCAACCCACCCUGACCGUUCACUCUCUCUGUGCUGGGAACAGCACUGCAAGCUCCUUCCAGGAGUGGCGGGGAUCUCGGCUUCCACAGUCUCCAAGUGGACCAUUGAGGAGGUCUUUGGCUUCGUUCAGACCCUGACAGGCUGCGAGGACCAAGCCCGCCUCUUCAAAGAUGAGAUGAUUGACGGCGAGGCCUUCCUUUUGCUGACACAGGCGGAUAUUGUGAAGAUCAUGAGCGUCAAGCUGGGCCCAGCCUUGAAGAUCUAUAAUGCUAUUCUCAUGUUCAAAAAUUCUGAUGACACCUUGAAGUGACUGGCCCAGGGUGGGACCUCCUCCUGUCCUUCUUGGGCCUCCCUCUUUGGAUGAUGCUCCCUUCCUGACUCCAGUUCCUUACAUCCUAACCUGUAGCCCCCACCCCCCAUCAUCUGACCAGAGCUGGUCCUUCCUUCCCAGAAAGUGUAUGGGAGCCGAAGAGCCUGGGAAACGGGGGUCUUGGCCUCCAGUCCUGGAGUUCAUUUGCCUCUAGGUAUCCCAAUGAGGGUGUGACUGGACUGGGGUCUGAAUGAUAGAGCAGAUUCUUCAGCAAAGGGUCUUUGUCUUAGCAGUGAGGAGGAGCUGGGUAGAGUAGGCCCCCUCUACUCUGAGACUUGAGUCUUUGGUAUCUCUAUAUGCUUUCCCUCUCCUUGGCCCCUCUCUUCGUGUUAAGAAGUGACCAUGACCCUGCCAUACAUAUUAAGCAUAAAGGCACCUCCUCCAUUUCCAUUGCUGGCUGUGCACCCUUGUUCUGCCGCUUUGCUCCUGGGCAGCCCCAGCUGUGGUCCAGCCAGACCCCAUGGUUCUUCUCCCUUAGUGCUUGUGUGAGUCUCAGAAACAUGAGAAUUUCCCAUUGUAGCCUACGGCCGCCUUUCCCUCUUGUGCUGAAGGGUGGAGAUUCAGAGCCAAGGUGCCUUCCUGAACAAGCUCAGUUCAGAGCCCCUCAGCUUUGAAGUGUCUCACACUGGUGCCUAGUUCCAGCAGAAUAAGCAGGUCAUUAGAGUCCAUUUUACAGCUGUCAGAGGCGAAGGCUCCCACACAUCCUUUCUUUGUUGGGUCUAGGGUAGAGGAAGUCUGGCCUGAUAGGUAGCACAGGCUAGGAUGAUAGACACUCUGGGGUCUUUGACCAGAGGGGCAGCUCCAGCAGGCAUGAUGAGAGUGUCCUCUCUGUAGCUGUGGAUGUCAGCCAAAUUACUGCCCCUGAAUGACGAGCCUGCCAGCCUGGCCUCCUGCCAGGGAAGUGUGGCACUGUCUCGCAUGCAGCCCUCAUGACAUCAUAUUCACUCUGUUCCUUAAACGUUUUUCAUCUGCUCAAGUCUCAUGAAGGACCACUUAACAGUAAGGGGUUGGGAAGGCAGGUGCUCCCCUGUCUCUGAACUUUCCAGUCUCUUUUACCUUCUUGCCACCUUCCAUCUGUCUAGUAGUCCCUGCUGGGGCUCUGUGGGGCUCAACCUCCCCUCAGCCACUGCCAAGCCUGCCUCCCAACCUGUUUGAGGAGCACGAGAGCCCAUCAGGAACCACCCAACACAGAGGUGGGAGCCAGUGCCAAGCUCCCAUACUGCCGGUGCUAAAGUGACCCCUGUAGGCUGUGGGACCAGAGUCCUCCCCUGGCUUGUCAGUCAUGUAGUGUGUAUGUAUGUAUGUGUGUGUGUGUGUGUGUGUGUGUGUGUGUGUGUGUGUGUGUGUGUGUGGUGUAGUGGAAGUCAGCAGAGGUGUCUGUCAGGAUAUAGAUGUGAGGUGCAGUGUGGUGAAUGUGUUAAGGGCUAUUGUUAAAAUAUAAAGCUUUGUUUCCUCAGAAGUGGGAUACCCAAAGCUCUGCUGAUUUUUUUGCCACUGUCCUGUAGGGACAUCUCUUCCCUAGGCCAGACAGCUUCUGGGGGACAGCCAUUCAACCACACAUACCCCAGCCUCUGCCAAGCCCAGGACUCUCUUUCCCUUUCUCCCUCAGGGGUAGAGUAUUGAGCACAGCCUUCCAGGAGGGCAUCAGGCCAGGAAGAACACUAGGGAAGGCUGGCCACAGGGAAGGGUUGGGUUGACAGAUGUGAUAGCACUGCCCCUUGGCUGGGAGUAAAGAGGAGCCAGUCUCUGCUCUGCCAUCUUAGCUGUAUGGGUGGCAAUGGGACCCACCAGCUCCUUGUCCUUAGUCUGUCCCUGAUGCUCACUGAUGGGUCUGAGAAGGCAGCAAAUGCUGGCAGCGGGUUCUGUGAGGACCACACAGCUCCCAAGGACGAGGACCUUCAUGGAGCUCUGCUAAUGAUUCUAGCCUGUAGGAAAGGCCAGAUGGACCAAAGGCAUUGGAGAAUGUGGAGGCCUGAGCACUUUUUGCAUUCAUGUCAGACUCUUUAGAAACAAACCAAAUCAUUUAAGAAGUGAAGAAACCUCUUCUGACCAUGCCACCACCCUCUCACCAGGUUGUGUCCCCAGAUGACAUCACUGCACCUUGACUUGGGAGCACAGGACCAGAGGGUGUGGGUGUUUGUUCCUGGCACCCUGUGCCCUGUUCUCUAGCAACAGGCACCACUUAUACUUUGUCCUUGACAGACUUGCCCAGCCUCUGCCCAGCCAUGGCCUAGGACAUGGGUGAUCUUUCUAUAUAAUUUCUGGGGUAGAGAGAAUGUUCCCAGAUUUUGAAAAUGAAGCCUGUUUGCAUUUUCAUUCACAUGCACUGUGAUGGAGAUCCAUUUUUAUAUUGUGUGUGUGUGUAUGUGUGUGUGUUUGUGUGUCUGUGUCUGUAUGUCUGUGUCUGUGUCUGUACAAAUAGACUUGUGUUCUUUAAGAAAACCCUCUGGUUUAAAGUGACUCUUGAGGGAGAAAACAUUAGAAAAAAUACAGUGUGAUUUGUCAGCGUAUUGAAGCAACAUCAAUAAAU
Nannospalax galili (Upper Galilee mountains blind mole rat) is the source of this 5276-nucleotide messenger RNA. RefSeq names its product L3MBTL histone methyl-lysine binding protein 1 (gene L3mbtl1). The transcript has 22 exons. Gene Ontology annotation, biological process: regulation of DNA-templated transcription. Gene Ontology annotation, molecular function: zinc ion binding; protein binding. Gene Ontology annotation, cellular component: nucleus. The record is from RefSeq and is a predicted model, not a curated record. NCBI's taxonomy places the organism in Eukaryota, Metazoa, Chordata, Mammalia, Rodentia, Spalacidae. Bases 128 to 2686 code for a protein of 852 amino acids.